UCAUAUUCUUUGUCGUCCUGGAAAUCCGCCGUUUCUUUGCUUUCUCUCUCAGACAGUACUUCUCUCUCUCUAUCUUGAGGAGAGAGAUUGAUUAUCUAUCCAGAUAGAGAGAAAGAAGAAAGAAACAUUCAUCUGUUUUCAAGAUCGGGGAUUUCUGGGAGGACAUUCAAUUUCGUAGGAUCGCAGCGGAAGAACUUUACUGAAUCGCAUCAGUUUUUCAGUUUCAUUCAGACUGUCUGUCAGAAUGGUUGGAAUCAAUAAGGAGAACCAACAUCCCGGUGUGAUCGGACCUGCAAAUCUUCAAGGGAGGAAACUCGUCGUCCCCACCGUAGGUACCAUCCGAAUGCCUUUUAGACCGGUACAGAACAUCCUCAUCAAUCGAGAUCAUCCUUACCCACGUGUUGGAACCAAGAGAGGAUCUUUGCCCGAGAAAUUUUCUGCACAAAUGGCUUGUAAGAAACCGAUCUACAAGAAGGAGAAUAAUACAAUGGAAUUGGAGGAGGAUGUUAAUAUGGAAUCUGAUGACUUCUCCGCCCCAAUGUUUGUGCAACACACAGAGAAAAUGCUUGAGGAAAUUGAUAGAAUGGUUGAGGUUGAGAUGGAAGAUAUUGAUGUUGAAGAAGAAGAACCCAUUAUCGACAUUGACAUAGAAGAUGAGAAGAACCCACUUGCUGUGGUUGAUUACAUAGACGAUCUGUACACAUACUACAAGAAAGCAGAGGGAAGUAAUUUGGUGGCAUCGAAUUACAUGGAUCAACAGUAUGACAUUAACGAUAGGAUGAGAGGAAUUCUAAUAGACUGGUUGAUAGAGGUUCACUACAAGUUCGAGUUGAUGGACGAGACUCUAUACUUAACUGUGAGUCUGAUUGAUCGAUUCUUGGCAAUCCACCACCAGCUUCCAAGAAAGAAACUCCAGUUAGUCGGGGUAACAGCAUUGCUCAUAGCAUGCAAAUAUGAAGAAGUUUCAGUCCCAAUUGUUGAUGAUUUAAUCCUCAUCUCUGAUAAAGCUUUCAGCAGGGAAGAAAUAUUGGAAAUGGAGAAACUUAUGUUAAACAAACUCCACUUUAACAUGUCUGUUCCAACUCAGUACGUGUUCAUGACAAGAUUUCUGAAAGCAGCAGCAGCAUCAUCAUCAUUAUUCCAGAAGAAGAAUGAACUUGAGAUUCUAUCGUUCUACAUGAUAGAGCUGUGUUUGGUUCAGUAUGAAUCCCUGAGGUUUAAGAGUUCUCUGAUGGCUGCUGCUGCUGUGUUCACAGCUCAAUGUGCUCUUGAAGGGGAGAAUCUUGAUUGGAGUAGGACUUGUGAGAUGUAUACAGGUUAUUCGAAGGAGGAUCUUCUGGAAUGUUCUAGAAUGAUGGUUGGGUUACAUGAGAAGGCUGCAGCUGGGAAACUGACAGGGGUUUAUAGAAAGUAUAAUACCUCUAAGUUUGGUCAUAUUGCUACUAAAGUUGAACCGGCUCAUUUCUUGCUCAUGGCUUAGAAGGUGGGAAUGUAUGUGUAGUUGAAGCAACUAAGGUUGCCUCCUAGGGAAGAAAGGGGGUGGGUGUAUGAUGAUAAUGGUAUGGUUCAAUGGUGUUUUUUUGAACCAUGUUUUGUGUUUCUUAUAUAAUACUAAUGUUUGUUUGUUAAA
Messenger RNA from Impatiens glandulifera, 1630 nucleotides. Its product is annotated as G2/mitotic-specific cyclin-2-like. The record is from RefSeq and is a predicted model, not a curated record. Gene Ontology annotation, cellular component: cyclin-dependent protein kinase holoenzyme complex; centrosome; cytoplasm. Gene Ontology annotation, biological process: regulation of cyclin-dependent protein serine/threonine kinase activity; mitotic cell cycle phase transition. Gene Ontology annotation, molecular function: cyclin-dependent protein serine/threonine kinase regulator activity. The transcript is spliced from 7 exons. Bases 245 to 1480 code for a protein of 411 amino acids. NCBI's taxonomy places the organism in Eukaryota, Viridiplantae, Streptophyta, Magnoliopsida, Ericales, Balsaminaceae.